CGCAUGGAGCCCACUCAAGUUGUCGUUGGAUAGAGGCGCAGUGUAGCCCAGACGCGGCUUUGUUCGCCCUGCACCCGUGUGCAUCUCUUGUGGAAGGAACUCCAUGCCUCCUCAUCACCUUCACGUCCGGAGAUUGUGCGCUCUGUCCUUGCCCAGUCGCCGAUUCGGAGCCGCAGACGCGAGGAUCGGACAGCACGAACACAAGGCUUCUAAAACUGGACAUUAGUCGAUUCACUUUUUCAAACAUUUUUUUCCCCGUGGAACAUCUGGCGCUAUGACGAAGUUAAUGAUGAAUUUGCUCUGGAUAUUUUUUUUCUGUCCAAACCUGAGAUGCUACGGUGACCCCAGGCUCUCAAUUGAUGCAGAAGGUCUGGCUGAAUCUCAGAGUGGAGCUGCUCCGACGCUUGAAGGUUACUUCCUUGAGUUCUUGGAGCCAGUCAACAAUAUCACACACUUUCAGGGCCAGACAGCAACACUGCACUGCAAAGUGUCUGGUAAUCCGCGACCGAUGAUUCGCUGGCUUAAAAAUGAUGCCCCCGUUGUCCAGGAGCAGGGACGUAUCACUGUCCGCAAAACCGAGGCUGGAUCCAAGCUGAGGAUCACCGACCUUGACACUACAGACACUGGCUAUUAUCAGUGUGUUGCCUCCAAUGCUUACAAAGUGAUCUAUGCCACAGGCGUCCUUUAUGUCAAACUGGGGCAGAUGCCUACUCAUGGGCCAGAUCAUACGUCACACGAAAAAGGAUUUUGCCAACCAUACCGUGGCAUUGCCUGUGCUCGCUUCAUUGGCAACCAGAGCAUUUAUGUGGAAUCUCUGCAGAUGCAGGGCGAGAGUGAAAAUCGCAUCACCGCUGCCUUCACAAUGAUUGGCACCUCUACUCAUCUGUCGGAUCAGUGCUCCAAAUUUGCCAUCCCCUCUUUCUGCUACUACGUAUUCCCUCUGUGUGACGAGAGCUCCCGGAGUCCUCGGCGACGUCAACUCUGUCGAGACGAGUGUGAGGCCCUGGAGAACGACCUGUGCCAUGCUGAGUACACUAUUGCCAGAUCCAAUCCCAUGAUCCUCAUGCAGUUAGAGCUCCCCAGCUGUCACCUCCUACCUCACCCAGGAACACGUGAUGCUGCUUCAUGUAUGAGAAUCGGAGUGCCACCAGAAGAACUCGGCCCAUAUUCCCCCACAGACCACAGCUGCUACAAUGGAAGCGGGGCUGAUUACAGGGGCACUGUCAGCAUCACUAAAUCCGGUCACUACUGCCAGCCAUGGAGCAGUCAGUACCCCCAUACUCACUAUCUGUCUCAAGACUACCCUGAACUAUGGGCAAGCCACAACUACUGCCGAAACCCAGGAGGCCAGAUGCAGGCUCCCUGGUGCUUUACUUUGGACCCUCGAGUCAGGGUGGACCUUUGUGAUAUUCAACUUUGCAAGCCUCCAGACAACCUCAGAAAGGAGAUUCUGUUCAUUUUAAUCCCUGCAAUCGCCAUCCCUUUGGUGAUUGCUUGCCUCUUUUUUUUGGUUUGCAUGUGUCGAAAUAAGCAAAAAGCACCAAGUGACACGCCUCCUCGCUGCCAGCUCAACAGCUCACCAAACCAAGACAUGGAGAUGUCUCUCCUAAACCAGCACAAACACCAGGCAAAGCUGCGGGAGAUCAAUGUAUCAGCUCUAAGAUUUAUGGAGGAGCUUGGUGAGGAUCGGUUCGGCAAAGUUUACAAAGGGCAUCUGUAUGGCACUACACCUGGUGAGCAGACCCAAGUGGUGGCCAUCAAGACACUGAAGGACAAGGUUGAUCCCGCCCUCGGUGAAGAAUUUCGCCAUGAGGCCAUGCUCCGCUCUCACCUUCAGCAUCAAAAUAUUGUUUGUCUUUUGGGUACCAUCACCAAAGAGCAGCCACAAUGCAUUCUAUUCACUUAUUCAAGCAUUGGUGAUCUGCACGAGUACCUUGUGGUGCGCUCUCCCAACUCAGAUGUUGCUAGCUCAGAUGAUGACAGAACAGUCAAAUCGACAUUGGAGCAGGCAGAUUUCCUUCAUAUCAUUACCCAGAUUGCCGCCGGAAUGGAGUAUCUUUCUAGCCACCAGGUUGUUCAUAAAGAUCUUGCAGCCCGGAACAUUCUGGUUUUUGACAAGCUAAAUAUAAAGAUCCUUGAUCUGGGCCUCUUCAGAGAUGUCUACUCAGCUGACUACUACAAUCUGAUGGGGCCAAGCCCUUUGCCUAUUCGAUGGAUGUCACCAGAGGCACUGAUGUAUGGCAAGUUCUCCACAGACUCUGACAUCUGGUCUUAUGGUGUUUUGCUUUGGGAGACCUUCAGUUACGGUCUACAGCCUUAUUGUGGCUUCUCCAACCACGACGUGAUCGAGAUGGUGCGCAGCCACCAGGUUUUGCAGUGUCCUGAUGACUGCCCAGUUUGGAUAUACACCCUUAUGCUGGAGUGCUGGAGUGAAUUCCAAGCAAGGCGGCCUCGCUUUAAGGAUAUCCACACACGUCUGCGCUCCUGGGAGAGUCUUUCAAAUUAUAAUAACUCUGCUCAAACGUCAGGUACCAGCAACACUACCCAGACAAGCUCUCUCAGCACCAGCCCCGUUAGCAAUAUCAGCAUGAGCACAGUGAAUGCUUCACGCUACACUAGCCCAAAAAAGACCUCCCCCUUCCAUCAACCUCAGUUUAUGCCAAUGAAGAGUCAAAUGCAUAGGCCGAUGGUCCCUCCACAGCUCUACAUCCCUGUCAAUGGCUAUCACCCUAUGCCAGCCUACCAGUACAUGCAGAAUUUCUAUCCCAUGCAAAUACCCAUGCCCAUGCACCACCACCCAGCCCCGAUGGUUCCAAAAGCGAGUUCUCACCACAGUGGCAGUGGCUCCACAUCAACAGGCUAUGUCACCACGGCUCCUUCCAACAAUUCUAUGGCAGAGCAAGCAGCCUUACUCACUGAGGACUCUAAGACCAACAAUGAGGACUUGGUUGACAGGGCAUCCCAAAUCGAGCUAGAGCAAAAUGAGCACUUGGUAGUGCCUGAAACAGAAUUACUGGGUGACAGUGAGCAACAGACUGACGAGCUGGUGAUCCAAUUGUCAGACACAUAGGUGGUGGUGGAGUGGGGGGCGUACUAUGUGAAAUAUUCUGUUAACUAUGUGUGCCUGCUUCCAAAAAGCAAUAUGAAGUGAAAGGAGCAAUUUCCAGUGACAGUGGAUGAAUGUUGAAAAAGACUUUCUCAAGUAGGACUGAAAUUUGUGCUUCCCAAUCUCGCUUUUUAAGCUUGAGUACGCUACAGUUGGUGUUUCCAUUCAGACGUUUUUCCAAUGUUGCUGUGCAACAUACACAAACAAUGAUUCAACCUCAAGAUCUUUUAUGUCUGUGGUUUUACUUGUUUUACUGAACGUCACAUUAUCUUUGAUCAACAAACAUGGGCUUAUGCAAGCUAGGAUAGCUAUUUGGUGAAUCUUCAUACUACGUUCAUAUCCUAAAGGAAUUAUCCUCACAACUAAGAGUAGAAAACAUCUACUUUCAGAAAAAGCAGAGCCAAAACUAAGUUUUAUAGAGAAAGACUUAUGCAUUCCGUUGUGUCUUGAAGAUCAUUUUAUAUUAUUAUGGAUGUUAUUAUCCAGUGGUAUACAUGUACAUUGGCCACAGCCAUAGAAGCAAAGAAUGUAUAAUGAAUAGAAACACAAUAGAAAAGAAGUAUUGUUUUCAAAUGAACAAAUUGUGUUUUAAUUCAGUGAUAUAUUUUACAAUUUUCAAUAUUGGUACUCAAGCUCAUGGAAUCAUUUUUUCCCCACACUUUUGCCUUAUUUUUUCACUAGCAUUUGUAACAUUGUUUUUUUCACCACAUUGCACAGAUUUGUAAUUUAUAUUCUUUAGUUUGAUUUUCCCCCCCUUUCUUUAAUCCUUUAUUGAACAUUGCUAACCCUGGUGUUGAUUUAAUGUCCCCUACCAGUUGCAUGAUUUUUAUAAGCUUUUUUUCACUUACUACACAAUUGUGUACAUUCAACUAUAGAAUGUUCAAUAAAUUCUUCUUAAAUAA
Messenger RNA from Syngnathus acus (greater pipefish), 4008 nucleotides. RefSeq names its product receptor tyrosine kinase-like orphan receptor 2 (gene ror2). NCBI's taxonomy places the organism in Eukaryota, Metazoa, Chordata, Actinopteri, Syngnathiformes, Syngnathidae. Gene Ontology annotation, cellular component: signaling receptor complex. Gene Ontology annotation, molecular function: ATP binding; transmembrane receptor protein tyrosine kinase activity; protein binding. The transcript is spliced from 9 exons. Bases 275 to 3070 code for a protein of 931 amino acids. Gene Ontology annotation, biological process: protein phosphorylation; cell surface receptor protein tyrosine kinase signaling pathway; positive regulation of kinase activity. The record is from RefSeq and is a predicted model, not a curated record.